AUGUUUUAUCUGGUUAAUUCCAUGUGUGGUCGGGAACAUAUACCUCCUCCCAGUACGAAGACGGACGUGGAGUCCCAGAAAAAACAGCUCGAGACCAAGAAAAGAAGCCUGUGCCAAAAGGUCGAUACCACCGGCGUCCUGACAAUAUUCCUCGGUCCGCCAGUGCUCCUACUUGCAGUCACAUUUCUGAUCCUCUUCUGGUGGGAGUCAAUGAAGGCAAUCAACGGAGGAGACCCCGAGGUCUAUUGGUUUCGCAUUGUGAAUGCAGACUGGGCGACUCGACUGAUUACGAUAUGCACCACUGCCAUUCGGACCGUAGUGUCCUUCCAAGCAGGGCUUGCCACCGCAAUGGUUGCGGGCGUUGUUCUGGAGACAAAAGGAAUCCCCCUCCUCCAGGGACCACUAUACUCCAUCCUACGUGCGGUCAAGGCGGCUCCCAGCAGCCUAUUCACGGCGACCGACUUUCGCCCUCAUCUCCCACCGUUCAUCUCUACUCUCGUGGUCGCCGAGGUGCUGGUGACCGCCGCGUCCCAGUUCCUCUCCACUAUAUACCUGUCGGAUUUUACCAGCAGCACGUUCACCCAGAGCAACAAUUCGACAAAUGUCAGCCUCCUCGAUACCGAGUUUAGUACGGCCAGCGGCUGGUGGACGAUGCGCCCCGCGGCAAGUUGGACAUUCGCCGAGCUGUCCGAACCGUUCAAGGAAGGAUCCAAUUUCCACGACACCGGGCACACCUACCGGGCCCUCCUCCCCUUUGACGAGGAGGAGCACCGAACAAAACUGCGCAGAUACCAGGGCCCUGCUCCCGUCAUGGAUCAGCGGGUCAUCUGCGCACCACCACCUUUGACGCUGCGGGUCUCCGCCUGCCUGAUCAACGUGGCUGUUGAGACCAUCGUCGUGGGACUGAACAGCUCCUCGGACAACCCCGAGCCGACGAUCAGCUGGGACCGGACCACCAACAGCUACAACACGGAAGCCGCACGACGCCAGCUGGGCGCAUCGCGCACCCGCGAGAGCUUGGCCAGCCGGGGGGUGCUCAGCCUCGAGCCCCGGUCCCAAUGGGGCGCCGUUCUGCCGCUCAACGACUCAUCCACGGGGGACACGGACCUGCCGGCGUUCUUCCUGGCUGUGGACGUCAGUCUCCCGACCCUGCUGAUGUCUACCGACAACUACACCUACAGCCCGGGCGUGCUGCUGGCCGACGACGGCACGGGGUUCUACAGCGGGAGCGCCGAGAACACUCACGUCGAGAUGUUCCAGGACACGCUCAACACGACCGCGAGCCCCGCGUUAGCCGUGCAGGUCGUGCUGGCCCGGAUCUUCCAGAUGGCCUACUACGAGCAGCUGGUCAAGAUGGCCGGCACCGCCACCGCAUCGACUGGCUUCUCCGUCUCCUCCUCCAUCCCCUCGCAGUGGACCGGCUUCAUCAUCGGCACCACGCUCAUUGCGACCCACAUCGUCAUCGUCACCAUCAUCACCAUGCAGUUCGCGCGACAUACGAACAGCACGAUCAUCGGGAACUACUGGCAAACGGUGUCCCAGGUGGUCUCCGACGAAACGCGCCCGAUCCUGGAACAAGCGGAUACGAUGGACGAUGCGGAGGUCAAGCGCUGGGCGAAGCGCAACCUCCAGAACCUCAAGGCGUACCGCGCCGUGCGCAGUCAGCAUGAUGGGCGGACUACCCUAGACAUGGUGGGGUCAACACGCGAACAUUGACCUGUGUAUAUAUCUGGAAGUGAGCUGCAACUCAUAGAACUC
Aspergillus japonicus CBS 114.51 is the source of this 1758-nucleotide messenger RNA. RefSeq lists its product as uncharacterized. Bases 1 to 1716 code for a protein of 571 amino acids. NCBI's taxonomy places the organism in Eukaryota, Fungi, Ascomycota, Eurotiomycetes, Eurotiales, Aspergillaceae. The transcript is spliced from 3 exons. The record is from RefSeq and is a predicted model, not a curated record.